UGCAACCUCACGUGAGAGAUUUCCAGGACAAUUAUUGCGACUUGGGACCCAAUAUUAAGCUCACUGUCCAUCAGCAAACCCCUCCUCAUCUUUGAAUUACCUCCAUACUCCUCCAGAGUCUAAUCGGCCCACUCAUUGGAACAAGUCAGUCACUUCUCCUUUGCAACCUGUAGAACCCCAUUUCACUCCGUUUCCAGUUCAAUUCCCUAUCUUUACAAGUAAACUUCCGCUACGUUCAACUUCUGAUAGAAAGAAAGAUCUCCCUCUGUAAAGGUUUAAAAGUUUUAGUUUUUUGAAUCAUGGGGACUGAUUCGGCUUUGAAUUCCACAAAGCCUACACAAAGACCUACUCAAGAAGAAGACUCACAUAACUCAUCCACUGCUCUUCUCUCUUUUGACAAUGAUUGCUCUGAUCCCUCCAAUCCUUCUCAGAAACGCACCACCACCAUCAUCUUCAUCUCUCUCCUCCUCAUCACCUGCAUUGCCCUCUCUGCUGCCUCUGCCUUCGCUUUCCUCUUCUUCUCCACUACUUCGUCUUCUUCUUCUUCUUGGCCUGCACCUGCGCAGACAUCGUCUCCUAUCGAAACGACGUCACGUGCAUUAAUCAAGUUCAAUCACCCUGUGGUUAUCUUGAUUUCUUCCGAUGGGUUCCGGUUCGGGUACCAAUUCAAGACUCCAACGCCCAACAUUCACCGUUUGAUCGCCAAAGGGACUGAGGCCGUGACGGGUUUGAUUCCAGUAUUUCCUACUCUUACUUUCCCUAAUCAUUACUCAAUUGUUACUGGGCUUUACCCUGCUUAUCAUGGCAUUAUCAACAACCGUUUUGUCGAUCCAAUCACUGGUGAAGUCUUUACUACGAGAAGCCACGAGCCCAAGUGGUGGCUUGGUGAGCCACUCUGGGAGACUGUGGCCAAUCAUGGGUUAAGGGCUGCUGCCUAUUUUUGGCCUGGUUCUGAGGUGCAUAAAGGUUCUUGGAAUUGCCCUGAAGGGUUUUGUAUGUUUUAUAAUGAGUCGGUUCCAUUUGAGGAACGGGUCGAUAAGAUUUUGAGCUAUUUUGAUUUGCCUAGCGCUGAAAUUCCUGUGUUUAUGGCACUGUAUUUUGAGGAUCCUGAUCAUCAGGGCCACCAGGUGGGACCUGAUGAUCCAGAGAUAACUGAAGCUGUUUCUGGAAUUGAUAAGAUGAUUGGGAGGUUGAUUAAUGGGCUAGAAAAGAGAGGGGUUUUUGAGGAUGUUCAUAUUAUUAUGGUGGGCGAUCAUGGCAUGGUUGGUACAUGUGAUAAGAAGUUGAUAUUUCUGGAUGAUUUGGCCCAUUGGGUCAAAAUUCCAGCUGAAUGGGUACAGUACUAUACUCCAGCGCUCUCAAUUCGCCCCCCUCCGGGUGUGUCACCAUCGAGCGUUGUUGGGAAGAUAAACGAAGGAUUGCAGUCGGGAAAAGUUCAGAACGGAAAGCAUUUGAAAGUGUAUCUUAAGGAGGAGCUGCCUAGUAGGCUUCAUUAUUCGGCAAGUGACAGAAUUCCACCGAUAAUAGGGCUGGUUGAAGAGGGUUUUAAGGUGGAAGAGCAGAGAUCAAAACAUCAAGAAUGUGGAGGAGCACAUGGCUAUGACAAUGCAUUUUUCUCCAUGAGGACGAUCUUCAUUGGUCACGGUCCGCAGUUUGCAAGGGGACGAAAGGUGCCAUCUUUUGAGAAUGUUCAGAUAUACAACUUGGUUACUUCAAUUCUCAAUAUUAAGGGUGCUCCCAAUAAUGGGUCUCUAUCAUUCCCAGGAUUUGUUCUUUUGCCUACUCCUAAGUAAGUGGUGGGCAAUUUUAUUGUGACGCCACAUAAGCAUAUAUUUCUCAAGAACGAUGUUUAUAGAUGUAUGUAUUAUGGUAGUGCAGAAGGUAAUUGAAUUAGUAUUGAUCCUUGCAAUUGUUGAUCAUGCCCAGCUAUGUUAUCACUUAGUUCAAACAUUUCAUCUGUUUUGAGCUGCAGAUAAAUGAGUGGAACCUAGUAUGUAAAAUUAUUGAAUGUGUACUUUGUUAGCCUGCCACUUUGGUCUUUGUUUAGCCAGAAUUAAUAGCAAUUAAAGGACCCGAUUUUCA
Molecule: messenger RNA, 2082 nt
Organism: Hevea brasiliensis (rubber tree)
Lineage: Eukaryota; Viridiplantae; Streptophyta; Magnoliopsida; Malpighiales; Euphorbiaceae
Exons: 1
Coding region: 300-1793 (497 amino acids)
Cellular component (GO): vacuole
Source: RefSeq, a predicted model, not a curated record